AUGUCGUUUGUCAUUCGCAGAAGCGUGUCGACUUUGGUCCCUCCCAAGGUUGCAAACCCAGCGGGACUUGGAGCCGCCAAAGAUGCCGUCCGAAUGGCGAGAAUAGUUAAAUUCUACGAGAGACUACCAAAAGGACCAGCACCUGACCGAACAAGAGGCGGACCAUUGGGAUGGUAUCAAGCAAAAUACUUUGGCAAAAACCCAUCUUCGGCUCGUAAGGCUUUACCAGCAUGGUUGUGA
This is a messenger RNA of Exophiala bonariae, 240 nucleotides long. RefSeq lists its product as uncharacterized. The coding region runs from base 1 to 240 and encodes 79 amino acids. The record is from RefSeq and is a predicted model, not a curated record. Gene Ontology annotation, biological process: proton motive force-driven ATP synthesis. The transcript has 3 exons. Gene Ontology annotation, molecular function: proton-transporting ATP synthase activity, rotational mechanism. Lineage: Eukaryota; Fungi; Ascomycota; Eurotiomycetes; Chaetothyriales; Herpotrichiellaceae.